This is a messenger RNA of Trichoderma gamsii, 699 nucleotides long. RefSeq lists its product as hypothetical. The record is from RefSeq and is a predicted model, not a curated record. The transcript has a single exon. Bases 1 to 699 code for a protein of 232 amino acids. Lineage: Eukaryota; Fungi; Ascomycota; Sordariomycetes; Hypocreales; Hypocreaceae.
AUGGCAGACACAAUAAGCAGAGCGCAAGCAGAGUCACUCAUUGAUCCGUUAAUGAAGCGCAUCAUCCAAGAAGAAUGGCAAGUUGCGUUGAAUGACGAACUCGAAUCCAAAUUGACCAAGGAGACGAUUGCGAUGCUGCCUCCAUCCACCAAAAUAUGGCUCGCUACAUGGGCAACACAGGCAGACAAACCGAUAAUUCUCUUGCGACUACGAAACUUCACUGAGCAUAAAUUAUCGCUUCCAGUUGAGACACUGCUGGACAACUUGUUUGAGCUGUCUGAGCACCCAGAGUUGCAUGAGGAGAUUGCGAGGCGGGAGAUGAAGGCAACCGCGGUAUCGCUUCGUCACUAUAUUCAACAACAAUCGAUGGUUAUAGAAGGUUUCACGAGCAGGAUAGAUUGCAUAGAGGGCCGGGUACUUGCUCUUGAAAAAGACGUGGAAGAGACACGUAACGACGUGGCUGCGCUUAAGAAGAUGAUGUCAGCCUUGAAAGAAGCAGUGAAAAACACAAGAGCCAACGACGUUGGUGAGAGACUCGCUUCUCUGGAUGUCAUCAAGCGUGCUGUGCAAGACGAAAUAAAGAAAUGUCAACAAGUCGUUCAGAAAGGCGCCACAAACGUACCCAUGAGGGGGCCUUUGGUAGCCAGGAUUGCAAUUAAGAGAUUGAAACCAGACGAACCGGCACCAGAUUGUAAGUAA